Messenger RNA from Limulus polyphemus (Atlantic horseshoe crab), 3556 nucleotides. RefSeq names its product CD109 antigen-like. The annotation marks the transcript as partial. The record is from RefSeq and is a predicted model, not a curated record. Lineage: Eukaryota; Metazoa; Arthropoda; Merostomata; Xiphosura; Limulidae. The transcript is spliced from 14 exons. Gene Ontology annotation, cellular component: extracellular region.
GUAUUUGUAAGUGUAGCGAGAUCACAAGAUUACAACUUUGUUAACAUCGAGUCAAACAGCCUACAGGGAGAACAGGAACAUCGAGUGAUGAUUCCCUCUGGAAGUUCUGAGGUGAUCUAUAUGCCCAUAGUUCCUGCUCGACUGGGUAACAUCAAUGUUACUAUUAUGGCCAAAACUGAAGGCUUUAAGGAGCUUAUCAGCCGCGGCCUCCUCGUAGAAUCUGAUGGAAUACCUCAACCUCGUCACAUCUCCUUAUUGCUUGACCUGACUCAAGGAGCUUACCUCAUCAAGUACUUGGAGACUAACAUUAGUAGGACCCCCUUCUUACCUGAUCAGAACAACCAACUCUACGUUCCUGGUUCUAACAAAAUAAAGUUAUCAGUUUCAGGUGAUGUUAUAGGUCCUACUUUCCUGACCAUGCCUAUAAACACGACAUCUCUUCUUCAGAAACCUUGUGAUGGUGGAGAACAGAAUAUGUUUAAUUUCGCUGUCAACCUGUACACUCUCUUGUACUUACGUCAGACUGGCCAGAAGACACCUGAAAUAGAGAAGAAAUCUUUACAUUAUUUAAAUCUUGGCUAUCAGCAUCAGCUCAGUUAUCAAAAUGACGACGGUUCUUUUGGGAUGUUCCAGAAGAAUGACAAAUCUAGUGUUUGGCUGACAGCUUUCUGUGUUCAAGUUCUUCAUAAAGCAUCUCUGGAUGAGUGGACAAACUUUCUUUACAUAGAUCCAACAGUAAUUGCAAAAGCUGUUAAGUGGUUGUUGAACUACCAGUCACCAGAUGGCGCUUUUACAGAAGCAAACUUCUUUCCUUAUGAUCGAAAAAUGAAACAGAGUGCUGGAAGACUUGAUGACGUAGCUAACCAUGGGAAAAUCGCACGCACAGCUCACGUUCUAAUCACUCUGUUGGAAGUUAAGGACUUGGGCGGAGAACUGGGAGCGAGAGCUUCCACAAGCCGGACCGCAGCACAGAGAUAUUUGGAAAGAACACUCCACAUUGUGAAGAACUACGAUGAUCCAUUUGAAUUAGCCAUUGUAACGUAUGCUUUAACCUUAUCCGACAGCAAUGCUGGAGGAGAGGCCUUUAACCUGCUGGACUGGAGAAUGAGAGAAUCGAGUGGUAUGAAAUACUGGGCAAGAGAAACUGUUCCUCCUCCUCGAACCGCCAUCAUAAACAACCGCCCGUACCUUCUACCCAAAUUGCUUCACAAAUACGAAGCCUUGAACGUGCAGACGACAGCAUAUGGCCUUUUGGUGCACGUGGCAAGACAGGCAGUCAUUCAAAAGGAUAUUGUUAGAUGGCUUGUUGCUCAGCGAUUGCAUGAUGGUGGUUGGAGCUCUACUCAGGAUACUCUCCUGGCUUUCCAAGCACUAAUCGAGUACACGGUUAAUUCGAGACCAAGAGACGCUACCGAUAUGACACUCACUAUAGAGGCACUCUCCAAUCCCGGUUUUGUGUGGCAGCUUCACAUUGGAGAUGUUAACCUUUCGAAGCUACAAAAUAUAGAGAUACCAAACGCAUAUGGAGCGAUAAUUGUGAAAGCUCAAGGUUCUGGACUUGCCAUUGUUCAGUUAUCUGGUGAAUAUAACGUGGACAAGCCUCAGCUACUGAUCCCACCUCCAGUAAAAGCCUUUUCUCUGUGGGUGCGUGGUAAUUUUUUUGGCCGAAACAACUCUCAUAUGACAUUCCAGUCUUGUCAGAGCUGGACUAACCAAGCUGAGAGCCGUGCCAGUGGACUGGCGGUAUUGCAAAUAGACAUUCCAACUGGAUAUGGAAUUCACCAGCAAGAGUUAGAUAAUUAUGUUCAAACUGGCGUAGUUAAGAAUUUGCGAUAUGCAAAAACCAAGGAAAGAAGAGUUACCUUCUACUUUGAAUAUUUAGAUUCUUAUGAAACGUGUGUUUCGUUUACUGUGAAAAGGUGGCAUCCAGUGGCCAAUAUGACAAGAUACUUGGAAGUCAAAAUAUUUGAUUAUUAUACACCAGAACGUUACAACCAAACAAUCUUUGACGCAUCCAGUCUGUACUAUUUGGACAUCUGUGAUGUAUGUGGCUCGUACCAGUGUUCAUAUUGCCCAGUUUUUAGCUCGUCUGCCAAUUUCCUACACCAGAACCAUCGGAUGUUGAUUUUCGUUUUAUUGUUCUUUGUGUAUUCUGUAUUAUGUGGCUCAAAGAAAGUGUGAUUAAAAAAAAGUACUGGAUUUUGAAGUACUUUAGAGCAAACUUGAGUGAAAAAUUGAUCUGAAUACAGGCUGUACAUCAGUGAUCUAGUGCAGAUUUGAUGUACAGUGCCUUCUGAGAAAACAAGAACGAAAAGAAUUCGAAACCAAGAAGACAAUAUUAGGACACAAAGCUCAAAAAAUACAUGCCAAUGAACAUUGCUGCUCCAUGAAGAAUAUCGUUGUAAAAACCUUGAUUUUUUGUUUAGACCAAAAUUGCUUGUUUUUACUCUCAAGAACAUAUGCCCUAAUAUCAUUCAAAACUAAGCGAUACUGAUUUGGGCACCACUGGUAAUCGAUAAAUUUGGUUUUAAUUUUAAAGAGUAAAAAAAUCUAAAAAAAGUAUCAGUCUUUGUUCUCCAUUUUAAUCCAGAAAAGACCUUUUCCGGAUAUACUGUGUACUUAUUAUGAAAGUAUAUCGUAAGAAAUGGAAAGUGUUGUCACAUAAAUGUUAUUCUGGAAAGCAGUUACGAGAUUGGAAGCUUGAUCAUCAAUAAGCAUUAGAGAAUAUUCGUCAUACGUUUGCAUAUAUUAAAAGUUAAUAUGUCAUUCCUUAGUCAGAAAAAUAGGCUCUAAACAGAUGAUAGUAGAAAAAGAUAUGGGAUUGUAAUUUUAUUUAUUCUUCAUUAACUGCAUAUUAUAAAAAUAUUUAAAAACAUGACUGCAACCUGUGAUGGGGAGCCUUUUCUAAUGCAUCGUAGUUUAUAGUUUUAGAUUAAUAUAGUAAUAUAUUCAAAUAGACUUAUUAGCACUAAUAUGUGUGGUUUAGCUAUCACAUUUCGUCUUGAAGUCCCCCCCCCAAAAAAAAGCACGAAUAAAGUGUAAGAAAUAUAUAAAUUUGAAGUCAUAGAUUGGGAGAAAAUUAUUCCAAUGAUGUUAUCGAUGCUCAAUGAUGUUAUCUGAAGCUAUAAGUCAGAUAAAAAAGUACGAAUUCAGUAAAAUGACAAGUCUAUCUGUCACGUUUGUUUAAAUAGAUUAAAAGUAACACUUUGAUGAAGUCGAUCGAAACAAAAAGCUCGUUGUUCUUAAUGAUGUUAACUUUAUAGAACGUGCGUCCUGCUUUUGUCCGUGGUGUGAUAGGUAGACUGUGUAAUUUUAUUGUGUUUAAAUGUUGAAAUAAAACUACUUAUAAUCAAAAGUUCUAAAUAAAAAAUUCAGAUCCUCGUAGAAAUAACUUAGGUUAGAAUAAUAACAUUAUUUGGUCUUUCCUGUACCUUGCAGUCUACGAAGGCAUUGUAUAUACAAUGUAUAUGUAGAGAUUAACCUUAGUUUAUUAAACAUAAUGUGGAAUAUCAAGACAGUAUAUAAAUGCUUAAGUAUUAAAAUAUUCCUUCCACUC